Molecule: messenger RNA, 787 nt
Organism: Ctenocephalides felis (cat flea)
Lineage: Eukaryota; Metazoa; Arthropoda; Insecta; Siphonaptera; Pulicidae
Exons: 3
Coding region: 319-645 (108 amino acids)
Source: RefSeq, a predicted model, not a curated record
GUGAAUUACUAUGUAAAGGCUAAUAUCCAGGCAACAGCUAUUACUGAUUCUGCAAAUCUACAGGAAAGUUGCACAAGAAUAAAUAUAUGUGCAGAACAGCCAAUUGAAAACAUGAAUAAUGAUUUGGAGACAUUGAUUACUUCUCCAGAAAAAAAGCUGCAGACAAAUUGGACGGAACAGAGAUAAUAAUUGUACGUAAAGCUUUUUGUAUACUGCAUGGUAUUUGAAAUAUUAUGUUACUAGUACAAAUAUAUAUUUUAUAAUGCUGGCAUUUCUACCCUGCUAGAUUCAAUUGGCGAGGAAAUUUUCAUCAGGGAGAUGACUAAAGUUCGAUUAACCAUGGAGGGCCUUGAGGAGCAAGUGAAGGAAAUGAUGUUGAGAAUGGAUUCCUUCCAGUCUCCUAAGGCUGUCAUGAGUAGUGACAUGGGCCAAAUCAAGGAAAUUUUAAACAAGUUUCCUCUGUGCUCAAUGGACGAACUUCGAGAAGUGGAGGAUAGUCUAAGAAACAACAAGGAUGUGAAAACACAACUGAUUUUGUAUUUGGCUAGGACAGGUGGAAAAUGUGCUAAAUCUGUCACAGUACAAUUGAUUAAAUUGAUAUUUGAUGAUGGCCUGGCUAGGAGAGUUCAGCUGGGCAGGGGGUAAAGGAAAGCACAAGUAUUGCGAGCUUGUGCUGUGCGAUAUCAUCAAUGAAACUGUUCUAAAGAACUUACCUAAUGAAACCAAGUUUGCCAUCUCAGAGGCUACAAAAAGCUGGCUGAGGCAUGCCAGUGAAUGGUAUACAAGG